ACAUGACACCCAUCACCCCGCUGGAGCCGGGCAUGGAAAUGUUCGAAAGAGGAAAGGCACAGUCCUUCUUCUCUGGUGCUCUUGCGGCCCGCUCGUCGCUAGAGCGCCCCCUCUCCCACAUCAGCGUCGCCUACACCGACAUCGAGGACGACUCGAGCGAAUUCGAGGAAUUCAGCGGCUCCUCUAGUGACAACCGGCGGAGCCAAACAACCAUAUCAACAUUUGAAGAGGUAACUACACCGGCAGAAGACAUCCGACCGCAGUUCGCCUACUGGCCAGAAACGAAGCCGGUAGAGGGCCCCAAAGGCCCCCAUCUGUUCUGCUCCUUCCAGUCGUCGAAUGAGUUCCCGUACGAUGAUGCCAUGCAACUGUCGCCAUUACUGCCAAGACAGCCGCCACCCCGCCUGCAGACCGCCUUCCGAGAAGCCACUCCGGAAACCAUAGUCCCCCAACACGAGUACAACAACAUUGCCCGCGCCGUCUCCCACCUCGACAACGCCGAAGUGCGCGCCUGGACCUCGCAAGACGUGGCUACCUGGAUGUACCAGAAUGGCUUUGAAGACGACAUCAUUGACAAGUUCAUCGGCCACGACAUCACGGGCGCGGUGCUCCUGGAUAUGCAGUUUGACGAUCUGAAAGAGCUGGAGAUCCAGUCGUUUGGCAAGAGGCACCAACUAUGGAACCAAAUCGACUCGCUCCGCACCGCAGAGGGCCUCAUGUCGCCAACGGCCCCUGCACCCAUCCCCACUCCGUUUGAAGACAUUGAACGCCCUUGCAAGGAGGCACGGAACAGGUCAAAGAGCAAGGGUCGCAAGGCCAGCCGGCGCGACAAGUCGCGUGGUCGCAAUCUCGGAGACGACGUCAUCACCCCUGCGCACUCGGUUUCCAUCGUGGCCAUUGAACAGCUGCUGCCCAAGCCCCAUGUCUGCGCAAAGGGCGAGAGAUGCUCCAAAUGGAAAAAGCAGCAACGGCAGCUCGCCAGGCUCAAGCAGGAGCACGGAUUCCCCAUAUCACCUGAGAAGGGCGGCCAUAUUUUCAUUGCCGGCGACCCUGGCAACGCCCAAACCGCCAGUCACGUUGUCGAGAAUGUCCAUCGUCCCAACUCGGAAGCCGCGCCCUCCGUCGUGGUCCCGUCGGUAGUUGCAUCGUCCGACGUGCUAGGCCCUGGCCAACUCCCAGACUUUAGUCUCCAGGACCUGGACAAAUUCGAGCAACGCGAUCCGCAAGACAAUGUGCGACAGUUUCUGACGCUGCAAGGCCAGCAACAACCUUACUACACUGCUACGCCCAUCGAGGCUCCCCCCACCCCGCCAGCCGACACAUACCCACCUCGCCCCUUCUUGGUGAUACCGCAGCAGCAGUACUGUCAACCCGUCUCCGCCUUUUCCGCAUCCACCUCGGCGCACACCACGAGGUCAUUCGAGCCAUUUGCCCAGACACCCGCGACUCCAGCGCUGCAUCCCCCAGAGUUCAUGCCAGCCCCUCACUCGAAUCUCAAGAGCCUUCCCAAAUUGACAAUUCCCCCGGCGCGUGCCAUGUCUGCCCAACCCGUCGGUAACCCACGCAGCGGUGCUCCCGUACACCAAUACCUGGCACCGGAUACCGCAUUUUCGCCUUGUAGGACAGCGUCUCCAGGUGGUGUCUACCGGUUUGGUACGCCCUUCUCCGAGAUGGAUGUUCCUGUAACUGCUGUGCACCCAGAACCUCUUAGCCGCGACACAAGCCAGUCUGUGCCCCCGAACAUGCAGUACCAACCUCAACUCCAGAGGCCUGGCUCGCGUAACGACCGCCGCCGCCCCUCGUUUACCAUGCCAGCGCUAGCCGAAGACCGUGUCUUCAGCCCGACGGCACACUCGGACGACGACACUCUGCGCGAGACCAUCUUUGAUGACUCGGUCAGCUCUAGUAACAGCGCUAGCUCGUCUCCACUCAAGACCACCAAGCCGUUUUGUCACGAGGCCGAAGACACGCUUGGCCCGCUGCCAAAGGGAGGCUUCGUGUACAAGGGUGUGAACCACCAUGGCUGGAUGAAGAAGCGUCGCACCAAGCUCUUGCGUCACGAAUGGCAGGACCACCACUUCCGCCUCCAGGGCACCAUGCUGGCCAUGCACCCCAAUGAGCUUCCUUCUUCCUCUGCACUGCAGACGAUUGAUGUCGACGACUAUGCUGUGGCAUGCUCGUCCCUCGCUUCAAGCAAGCUCUCCAGCAAGCUCAAGGCUUUGAAACUGUCUUCGGGUCACCACAAGGACAAGGCAUCUGCUAAUGCACCUGCCUUUGAGUUCCAGCUUGUUCCUACUGUGGCUGGCAAGGGUGAUGUCAAGAAGGUCAUGCCCAACGGCAAGGUACAGCACUUUGCUGUUACCACCAAAGACCAGAGGAUCGACUGGAUGCGUGAGCUCAUGUUGGCCAAAGCCCUGAAGGCCAAGAACGACGGCUACCAGGUCAACGUCAACGGUGCCAACGUUUGAGGCAACCACCGUAAUCUUCCCAACUCCACGUUCCAAUUUUUGCUUUUUGUUUCUUUUUCUGUCUAGCAAGCGAGUAGGCGUUUUUUUUGCUUUUUUCUUCUUCAAGCUUCUUCGUUGCCUUUGCAAUUUUCUACUUGGCACAAUUUGCAGUGCUUAUCAUGAC
Molecule: messenger RNA, 2631 nt
Organism: Exserohilum turcica Et28A
Lineage: Eukaryota; Fungi; Ascomycota; Dothideomycetes; Pleosporales; Pleosporaceae
Exons: 2
Molecular function (GO): protein binding
Source: RefSeq, a predicted model, not a curated record